UGCUUCAUAAUAGACCACUUUAUUCACCUACUAAAGAAGGUCCACCACCACUACAGUUUCGUUUCGUCAGUCAAAAAAAUAAAAAUAUCUUCACUAUUCUUUUUCAAACAAAGCUUUUUUCUCUGAGAAUCCGCGUCUAGUAAUGGCGGCGAAGCAAGGUUCCUUCAGGCAUGUAAUACUCGAGAAACGCGAGAGGCUUCUUUCUAAUAAUGGUUUCUCCGAUUUCAGAUUCACCGACAUCGAAUCGAACGAUCUUCUCGAAAACGAAAACUAUGGAAGAACAAGGUUUUGUUGCUGUUGUUCGUGUGGUAACCUAUCAGAGAAAAUCUCUGGAGUGUACCAAGAUGCUAAAGAUGUAGCGAGGAAAGCUUGGGAUAUGGGAGUAUCUGAUCCGAGAAAGAUCGUCUUCUCCGCGAAGAUUGGUCUUGCUCUGACGAUUGUUGCGCUUUUGAUUUUUUAUCAGGAACCUAAUCCGGAUCUUAGUCGAUACUCUGUUUGGGCUAUUCUUACUGUCGUCGUCGUCUUCGAAUUCACGAUCGGAGCAACUCUAAGCAAAGGGUUUAAUCGAGCGCUUGGGACAUUAUCAGCUGGAGGUCUUGCUCUUGGAAUGGCUGAGCUUUCGACACUAUUCGGUGACUGGGAAGAGCUCUUCUGCACUCUUAGUAUCUUCUGCAUUGGGUUUCUCGCAACUUUCAUGAAAUUAUACCCGUCGAUGAAAGCUUAUGAAUACGGGUUCCGGGUUUUCUUGCUUACGUAUUGCUAUAUUCUGAUUUCUGGGUUCAGAACUGGGCAGUUCAUACAAGUGGCUAUUUCCCGGUUUCUGCUUAUAGCUCUUGGUGCUGGUGUUAGUUUAGGUGUCAAUAUGUUUAUUUAUCCUAUAUGGGCUGGAGAGGAUCUUCAUAACCUUGUCGUGAAGAAUUUUAUGAAUGUUGCGACUUCCCUUGAAGGUUGUGUGAACGGAUACCUCCGCUGUGUCGAAUACGAGAGAAUCCCAUCCAAAAUCCUCACAUACCAAGCCUCAGAGGAUCCUGUUUACAAGGGUUACAGAUCAGCAGUUGAAUCAACCAGCCAAGAAGAGUCUCUGAUGAGUUUCGCAAUAUGGGAGCCACCACAUGGAAGAUACAAGUCAUUUAACUACCCAUGGAAGAACUAUGUCAAGCUCAGCGGCGCUCUCAAGCAUUGUGCAUUCACUGUCAUGGCAUUGCACGGCUGCAUUCUCUCAGAAAUCCAGGCACCAGAGGAACGGAGACAAGUUUUUCGGCAAGAACUUCAGAGAGUGGGCGUAGAAGGAGCCAAAUUGUUGCGAGAGCUUGGUGAAAAGGUGAAGAAGAUGGAGAAGCUAGGACCAGUCGACCUUCUCUUUGAAGUACACCUAGCUGCCGAAGAAUUACAGCACAAGAUCGACAAGAAAUCUUAUCUUCUCGUCAAUUCCGAAUGUUGGGAGAUCGGAAACCGAGCCACCAAGGAAUCAGAGCCUCAAGAACUGCUCUCCCUCGAAGAUUCAGAUCCACCAGAAAACCACGCGCCUCCAAUCUACGCCUUCAAAUCUCUAAGCGAGGCAGUUCUAGAGAUACCGCCGAGCUGGGGCGAGAAGAAUCAUCGUCAGCCGUUGAACCAUAGACCUACUCUCUCAAAACAGGUGUCAUGGCCUGCACGGCUUGUGCUUCCGCCGCAUCCGGAGACAACGAAUGGAGCUCCAACGUUGGUGGAUACGACAAAAACUUAUGAAAGCGCAAGUGCAUUGUCUCUCGCAACGUUCGCGUCUCUCCUCAUUGAGUUCGUUGCUCGGUUGCAGAACGUGGUCGACGCGUUCGAAGAGUUGAGCCAGAAAGCGAAUUUCAAGGAGCCGGAGAUUGUUACGACGACGACCGAUGUUGAAUUCUCCAGCGAAAAAGUCGGACUUGGCCAGAAGAUCCGUGGGUGUUUUGGGAUGUAAGCACUCAAUCUGUAACUGUAAUAAAGGUUAAUUUUCUGG
Messenger RNA from Arabidopsis arenosa, 1975 nucleotides. Lineage: Eukaryota; Viridiplantae; Streptophyta; Magnoliopsida; Brassicales; Brassicaceae. The record is from the annotation of a GenBank genome assembly.